Danaus chrysippus (African queen) is the source of this 5499-nucleotide messenger RNA. Lineage: Eukaryota; Metazoa; Arthropoda; Insecta; Lepidoptera; Nymphalidae. The record is from the annotation of a GenBank genome assembly.
AUGGCGGAUCAAGUUCAAGCAACCGAUGCCACGACGCCAGACGCUGAAGUGCCAGACACUGGCCAGGCCGCCGCCAAGCCACAGCCAAGAAAACAGGCCAGGCCAAGAGGGAAGCCACUGCCAGAGAAACCAGAGAGAAGUCUCUUCUGUCUCGGCAAAAAGAAUCCGAUAAGAAAAUUUUGCUAUGACGUCAUUGAAUGGAAACCGUUUGAGUACAUGAUAUUGACGACAAUCUUCGCCAACUGCAUAGCGCUAGCAGUCUUCACUCCCUACCCUUCUGGGGACACAAACAACACAAAUCAAAUAUUGGAAAAGGUGGAAUGGAUUUUUAUGGCCAUCUUCACCUGUGAGUGCGUGAUGAAGAUUAUAGCUUACGGAUUCCUGUUCCAUCCUGGCGCCUAUCUUAGGAAUACUUGGAACAGUCUCGAUUUCACUAUUGUGACUAUUGGCAUAGCCAGUCAGAUACUUCAAAACAUUUCAAAAGACCUAUUCGAUGUGAAAGCAUUGAGAGCCUUCAGAGUGCUUCGUCCUCUACGAUUAGUUUCAGGAGUUCCAAGUCUUCAAAUCGUGCUCAACUCAAUAUUGAAAGCGAUGGUACCACUAUUCCACAUCGCUUUCCUUGUAUUAUUCGUCAUCAUCAUCUACGCUAUCAUCGGUCUUGAACUAUUCUCAGGAGUGUUACAUGACACUUGUUUUGAUAAUGUUACUAAGAAGAUGGUGGAAGAGCCAACUCCGUGCUCCAGAGACGCUGAUGUUGGGAAUCAUUGUGAGGAAGGACAGAUAUGCCGUGAUUAUUGGCUUGGACCAAAUUUCGGGAUCACCAAUUUCGAUAACAUCGGAUAUUCCAUGCUGACAGUGUUCCAAUGUAUCACACUUGAAGGCUGGACAGACAUCAUGUACGCCAUUGCAGAUGUAAAAGGCAACACGUGGGUGUGGAUAUAUUUUGUGUCAUUAGUUAUUUUCGGAAAUUUCUUUGUUAUGAACCUUAUUCUUGGUGUCUUAUCCGGAGAAUUUUCUAAGGAAAGAGAGAAGGCAAAAAAUCGUGGAGAUUUUCAAAAAUCUCGUGAAAGGCAACAAUUCGAAGAAGACCUCAAAGGAUAUUUGAAUUGGAUUACUGUUGCUGAAGAGUUGGAUCUUGAGAAUGAUCAAGCGCAGAAGGAAGAAGAUCAAGACUCUCAAGGAAACAAAAAAGAACGCAGAAGUAAUGAUGGCUCUCAGAAUAACGUGAACGGUGACCCGCCGACGACAGUUUCUUGCAAGAUAUAUUGCAGAAGAUUUGAUAAGGUAAAUCGUCGUAUGCGUCGCGCGUGUCGUAAAGCGGUCAAGUCACAGACAUUCUACUGGGCUAUCAUUGUACUCGUCUUUCUGAACACUUUAGUGCUAGCGACAGAACAUUAUGGUCAAGAGCCCUGGCUAGAUCAAUUUCAGAAUUAUGCAAACGUGCUGUUUGUGGUCUUAUUUUCAACUGAGAUGCUCGUGAAGAUGUACGCUUUGGGAAUUCAGGGCUACUUCGUGUCUCUCUUCAAUAGAUUCGAUUGUUUCGUGAUGGUGUGUUCUAUUGUGGAGCUCGGUCUCACGUACACCAACAAAAUACCUCAGCUUGGUAUCUCCGUGUUGCGAUGUGUUCGACUGUUGAGGGUCUUCAAGGUUACCAAGUACUGGCGAUCUCUAUCAAACCUCGUGGCGUCUCUGCUAAAUUCUAUUCAGUCAAUUUUUUCUCUCCUACUUCUACUUUUCCUCUUCAUCAUGAUAUUCGCCCUUCUUGGCAUGCAGGUAUUCGGUGGAAGAUUUGACUACGCAGCGGAGGAACAAAAAGAACGACAUAACUUUGACUCCUUUUGGCAAGCUGUGCUGACAAUGUUUCAGAUUUUAACCGGCGAGGAUUGGAACGUCGUGAUGUAUCAUGGUAUCAACGCUUACGGAGGCGUUGGAACGCCAGGGAUGUUGGCGUCUAUAUAUUUCAUCAUAAUAUUUAUUUGCGGCAAUUAUAUUCUUUUGAACGUGUUCUUGGCUAUCGCCGUCGACAACUUGGGUGAUGCUGAAGACAUGGAUGAAGAGAUUGUUAAGGAGAAAGAGGAUGCCGAAAAUCCAGAAGCAGGUAAUCCACAACUGGAUGAAGAAAGAGGUGAGACAGACGAUGAGUACGUAAACGAAGAAGAAGGGUAUUCCAGUGAAGGAUCAGAACACGAAUAUGAGGAGACAGGGUCUGAGGAAGACGUGGAGGGAGAAGAACAGGAUCAGGGAGAUAACGCCAAUAACGCACUUGUAGCUGUUGAAAAACAAAAUGGCGAUAUAAAAAAAGCAGAUUCUCCUCCCAAGCGACAACCAACGAUAUCAGCUCGACCGAGAAGACUCUCUGAGGUUGAGAUCAAAACCCAGGAGAAGCCGAUACCUGAUGGCAGUAGCUUUUUCAUCUUUUCUAAAACUAAUUGGUUCCGAGUCACCUGCUACAAAAUCCAAAACAAUUCUUGGUUUAGAAAUUUGAUUCUACUUUGCAUUUUGGCGUCGUCAUUGAUGUUGGCAAUGGAAGAUCCUGUUGGGAGAAAGGGCAAUGAGAACUGGAGUGAAAUGCUUCGUAAAAUCGACUACGUGUUCACAACGGUCUUCACGAUCGAGCUGGUGUUGAAGCUGAUCACCUACGGGUUCAUCUUCCACAAGGACGCCUUCUGUCGAUCAGCUUUUAACUUGUUAGAUCUACUGGUGGUUAUCGUUUCACUUAUCUCUUCGAGCGGUAACAAUAAUGUGUCAUACAUAAAGAUUUUGAGAGUAUUCCGAGUGUUGAGACCGCUCAGAGCCAUCAAUAGAGCCAAGGGAUUAAAGCACGUAGUUCAGUGCGUGAUCGUUGCUAUAAAAACGAUAGGCAACAUUUUGCUGGUGACCAAUCUUCUUCAGUUCAUGUUCGCUGUAAUGGGGGUGCAAAUGUUCAAGGGUAAAUUUUGUCAAUGCACAGAUAAUUCCAAAGUGACGAGAGAUGAGUGUCAAGGUUCUUAUCUGAUAUACGAAAAUGGUUCACCAAAGAUUAAAGACAGGGUAUGGAUACGUAAUAAAUUCAAUUUCGAUGACGUCAUGAGUGGGAUGUUGACUUUGUUCACCGUAUCCACAUUUGAAGGAUGGCCGGGCUUAUUGUCAACCUCAAUGGAUUCUAAUGAAGAGAACCAUGGACCGGUAGAGAACUCACGGCCUCUGGUGGCGUUCUUCUAUAUCAGCUACAUCAUCGUGAUAGCAUUCUUUAUGGUUAAUAUUUUCGUGGGUUUCGUCAUAGUAACAUUCCAGAAGGAGGGAGAACAGGAAUUCAAGGAUUGUGAACUUGACAAGAAUCAGAGGAACUGUAUCGAGUUUGCUCUCAAAGCUAAGCCUGUUAGGAGGUACAUUCCUAAGCACCGCAUCCAGUAUAAGACCUGGUGGUUCGUGACUUCACAACGUUUCGAGUACGUCAUUUUCUUCUUCAUAGUUUUGAACACCAUCGCUCUGAUGAUGAAGUACCAUGACGCUAAGCCGGACUAUAAAAAAGUGUUGGAUUAUUUGAACAUGAUAUUGACAACAGUUUUCAUGUUGGAGUUUGUUUUUAAGUUGGCUGCCUUCAGAUUCAAGAACUAUUUCGGUGAUGCUUGGAACACAACGGACUUUAUUCUGGUAGUCGGUAGUAUUAUAGACAUUGUUGUAACACAGGUUAAUGAGUAUAAAGAACCAAAUGAGUUCGCCACAACAAAGGAAAGUAAAGAGGUACAUGAUAAUGGAACACAUUUGAAAUAUAUAGCUUUCUUUCGAUUAUUCCGUGCGAUGAGACUUAUAAAACUAUUAUCUCGAGGGGAACGAAUACGAACAUUAUUGUGGACAUUCAUAAAGUCUUUCCAAGCUCUGCCGUAUGUAGCUUUGUUGAUUGUUUUGUUGUUCUUCAUCUACGCGGUGGUCGGGAUGCAGUUAUUCGGCAAAGUUCAGGAAGACGAUGAAAUAAUAACGAGGAACAAUAACUUCCAAACAUUCGGUGGCGCUUUGAUGGUGUUGUUUAGAUCGGCUACAGGUGAGGCGUGGCAAGAAAUAAUGAUGGCGUUGUCACCAAACGACUCGGAACACCCGGGCGAGCCGGUCGGCUGUCUCCAUGAUGAAGGGGAUCCGCCCUCCGAGGAGAGCUGCGGCACGCGACUAGCAUACCCAUACUUCAUAUCCUUCUCGUUGUUGUGUACCUUCCUGAUUAUUAACUUAUUCGUGGCAGUUAUUAUGGACAACUUUGAUUAUUUGACACGAGACUGGUCCAUACUCGGACCGCAUCAUUUAGACGAAUUUGUGAGACUUUGGAGUGAAUACGAUCCAGAUGCUAAAGGAAGAAUCAAACACUUGGAUAUAGUGACGCUGUUGAGAAAAAUAAGUCCACCGCUGGGUUUCGGUAAGCUGUGUCCUCACAGGACAGCCUGCAAGCGUCUCGUGUCCAUGAACAUGCCGCUCAACUCUGACGGGACCGUCAACUUUAACGCUACAUUGUUUGCUGUUGUAAGAACUCAGCUGCAGAUAAAAACUACUGGUGUGAUAGACGAAUGUAAUACUGAAUUACGAGCCAUCAUAAAGAAAGUAUGGAAGAGGACGUCUCCGAAGCUCCUGGACCAGGUGGUACCACCUCCUGGGGAUCCUAACGAGAUCACCGUCGGGAAGUUUUACGCCACCUUCCUCAUACAAGAUUACUUCCGAAGGAACCAUGCAUUCCGUAAACGCAAGGAGCAAGCCGCUGCGGCCUCGGUUCAGACCAACCAGAUGACCUUACAAGCAGGUCUGAGGACGCUCCACGAGGCUGGACCAGAACUAAAGAGGGCCAUCUCCGGGAACUUGGACGAGGUCGUCGCUGAAACCGUGGAACCAAUGCAUCGGCGUAACCACACUCUUUUCGGCGCGGUGUGGACGAGCAUCAAGAAAGGACGAGAGAGUUUCUACCAUCCACCGCCCAAUAGAGUCAAAACAACUUCUAAUGGAAAGAAAGAGAGUCAGUCGUUAAGUUGGAUGAUGCAGAGAGAGUUGGGUCUCGAUGGAAAAAUCCCAGAAGAUGAAAAUAAAUUCGAAGACAUGAACCAUAGUGAAGGUGAAGAGGAAAUAGCGAUGCAACCCUUGCUACAUGGAAAAGACUCUGAGAAGAUAUUCAAAGUUAUCGAAAAAACAUCCAACGAUUUAAUGCAGAGUUUGAGAAACAACUAUCGUGACAGGAUGCCACAAAACACCAACAACGUGCCUUAUUGUGUAGAAAACCCAGCGGAAAAUCUUAUUACUCGUGUUCUAACGGAGCAGGGUCUGGGCAAGUACUGUGACCGCGAGUUCGUCUCCAGCACCGCCCGGGAGAUGCAGGACGCCCUCGACCUCACGCAGGAGGAAAUGGAUGCCGCUGCUAAUCAAAUUAUUUUGCAAGAAAGAAACAUGAACCGGUCCCAAAGGCCUGAUGAUGUGGAGAGCAUACUGUCCCGUCAGUACCACCCGUUCCAUCAGCCAGCCAUUCAUCCAUCAGCGAAGCAGAAAUAG